Besnoitia besnoiti is the source of this 5091-nucleotide messenger RNA. Its product is annotated as kinesin motor domain-containing protein. The coding region runs from base 1 to 5091 and encodes 1696 amino acids. The transcript has 9 exons. Gene Ontology annotation, molecular function: plus-end-directed microtubule motor activity; ATP binding; microtubule binding. Gene Ontology annotation, biological process: microtubule-based movement. Lineage: Eukaryota; Apicomplexa; Conoidasida; Eucoccidiorida; Sarcocystidae. The record is from RefSeq and is a predicted model, not a curated record.
AUGGUGUCGCCCACUCUGCCGGGAGUCGCUGCAGUGAACGCUGCGUCUCGUGGAGGCUCCGCAGGCGAGGAAGCGGACUGGGACGAAGCCGGUCGGCACUCGCUGCGGCCGCCAGCCGGUGGCGGCGAGCCUCCGUCGGCGCCCUCCUUCCUCGUUCAGCACCUGCACACGCCUCUGGCGGCUUCGCUCGCGCGGCGCCAAGCCGCGGACCAGAAGCUGACGCGAAAGAAGAUGCCGACGACUUGCGGGGAGGUGAGCGCCGCGCCCCUGCUGGGCACCGCGAGCAGCGGACAUGCGUCUCGGCUGGCGCAGGUCGCGACCCCGGCUCCUCCGCCGGCGUCUGGCGCGUCCCCGCUGGUGAAGACGGUCAUGAGCUCGCCGGCGAGCGUGGACACAAACGCGACGGAGAGCAGCAGAAGCAGCAGCGGCGCGGCGCCCGCCCCCGCACGGAAGACUGCAGGCGCCGCGGGCGCAGGAGGCUGUCGGGUGAACGUCAGAGUCGUGGUCCGGUGUCGACCUAUGACUGCCGCCGAGCAGCGCGAAAGCAGCAGCGUGGUUGACAUUUACACAGAGCGAAAUGAGGUUGCGGUGCGUCUGAGAGGCGGCGGUCCGCCAGGCUUCGCCGGCAAAGCGCAACAGAGUCUCUCAGGAGCCGGAGGUGGAAGUGGAAAUCGCGCAAGGUUGCAGUCAAGUGCCGGCGCUGGAGGGAGCAACAGCAGCAAGGUCUUCCGAUUCGACGGCGUCUGCCCUGUCAGCACAUCGCAGCAGCAGCUCUUUGAACAACACGCUCAGCCGCUAGUCGAUGAGGUCCUCCAAGGCUUCAACUGCACAAUUUUCGCUUACGGUCAGACCGGCACGGGAAAGACGGUCACUGUUGAAGGCGCACCUGGCGCCGGCGGUCGCUCGGUCUACGACACGGAUGACGAUAUUGCAGCCCAGGCGGACUGCGGACUCGUUGGCCGCUCGGUUCGCCGGAUCUUCAGCACGCUGCGCAGCGAGCGAGCCGCGAAGGACUACACGGUCACGUGUUCCUUCCUUGAGAUCUACAACGAAGAACUCGUCGACCUCUUCUCUAUCCUGCCAGCCUCCAGCUCCUCUGCCUUCGCUUCUGGAGGCGGCAGCUGCCCCAGCAGCCAAAGCAGCUUGCCCGGCAGCGACUCCAACGACUCUCAGCUGUCCGGCUCGCAGGGCUCAGGAGCCUCGUCUCGCCUGCGGAUCUACGAAGAUAACUCGAGCUCGUCAGCAGCCGAACCUGCGGCCUCUGGCGCGGGCGCGGCGUCUGGGGGGGUCCCUCGCGGGCCGCAGCAGGCUCGCGGAGUCGUUCGCGUGGAGGGUCUGGAGGAGAAGGAAGUGAAGUCCGAGGAGGAAGUUUUCGCGCUGCUUCGCGCGGCGGCGCCGCGGCGCUCUUUUGCCGCCAGCAGCGCGAACGCCAGAAGCAGCAGGAGCCACACCAUUUUCUCCGUGUCGGUCUCCAUUCGCGAAAGUGCCAGCGCGGUCGCAGAGGAGGAUGGAGAGCUCGAAGGCGCGACGCCAGUCACGGGGAGACGAAGAGCGGGCGCGGGCUUCACAGGGCCGCGCGCCGGUGCGUCCGUUGAGGAGGAGGUCGUGCGCGUGGGGAAGCUCAACCUCGUCGAUCUCGCCGGGAGCGAAAACAUCUACAAAAGCUGGGGGACGACGGCCGAGGAGAAGCGGCGGCGCGAGGCGCUCACCAUCAACAAGUCUCUCCUGACUCUGGGGCGAUGCAUCAACGCCUUGGUUGACAAUGCGUCCUACGUGCCCUACAGGGACAGCAAACUCACGAGGCUCCUGCAGGACAGUCUGGGAGGCUGCACCAAGACUUGCCUAAUCGCCACGAUCUCUCCAGCGGGAAACGUCGUCGAGGAGACGAUCAACACCUUAGACUAUGCGUACCGCGCGAAGAGUAUACAGAACCUGCCAGUGAAGACCUUACGCCACUCCAAGUCGCUCUUGCUCUCCUCGUUGCUGAGCGAAAACCAGCAGCUGAAACUGCUGCUGGCCUCCCAGCGCGAGCGCGACGGCGUCUUCCUGCCUCUCCCCCUGUAUACCCAGCAGGAGGAGCGGCUCCAGAGUCAGCAAGAGCAGCUCCUCGCCCAGGACACGCAGAUUCGGUGCCUAGAAGAUCGCUUGCAACAGCAGGAGUCUCAGCUGAAGGCCUUCGAGGAGAUGGAGGCGCGUCUGCGAGUCGCCUUGGACGAGCAAAGCAGCCUGCAGCAGAGGGCCGCGCAGCUGGCGGCGGAGCUCGCGGCGGCGAACGAGACAGGCAAAGACCUGCAAACGCAGGUGCAGCGACUGGAGGGUCGGGAAGAAUUCGUCGCGACCCAGAUGACGCAGGAGCUACAGAAACAGCGUGCAGCGGCCGCCGCGGCGAGUCGCACGUUGAACAGCGCCAUCCACGACCUGCUUUCGCUCUUUUCGCACCAGAAAGAAGUGCUCGCCCGGUCGCAGGCGCGCGGCAGAGACAUCUCGACGUGCUUUGCGCAGGAGGUUGACGCCGCCUGCAGCAAGCUGGCUGAAGAGCAGACUGUCCUUCACCGGCGCCUGGAGGCUUCUCUGAAGAGCUUGCGCUCCCACGAAGACGCCCGCGCGUCGGCUGCGCUCAAGGCCGCCGAGCUCCUUCAGGGCCGCUUCGAGGCGCAGCAGAGCCUGGAGGACAGCGAACGCCAGCAGCGCGUCGAGACGCUCGCCAAAUGGCACCAGCGCACUGAGGCGCACCGGGCGCAGGCGACGGAGGGGCUCGCGAACCUCGAGAGCGAGCUAGAGAGACAGAGAGAGCGCGGCAAGGUCCGCCUGACGGACGUUGGGCAGAAGGCAAGGGCCGCCCUGCAGCGGCUCCAGUGCCGGCUCCGCGAGCAGGCAGACGCCGCCUGCAUGCAGCUCGAGCAGAAGGCAGCGGAGGAAACGAAACACCGCGAACAUGUGCGACAUAUGGUCGCGGGGCUGGCGGAGAAGGAGAUUUCGCACGCCGGCACCACGUCCAGGACGCUGGAGCGGCUCGAGAGCGAGCUCGACACGUGGAAAGACGAACAGGAGAGACAGGUGGAGGAGGCGACAGCUGCGCUCCUGUCGGCUCUGCAGCGGCAGAUCCGUCAGCUUGCCGACCAGCAUCAAGAGGCCCUCUCGCGCCACGCGCAAACCCUUCAGAGACAGCUCAAGGCCCUGCGCGACGAGCAGAAAGCCCAGCAGCACACUUUGAAGGCUCUUGGCGAGGAGCUGGCGGUCGCGGCUGACGACGGAGGCGCCACAGUCACGGCGCUCGCCUCCGCGGCGCGCUCCGGCCUCAACGCGCUUGUGGCCUCGGCGAUGCAAGCGACCGCUGGCGGCCAGGAGGCCCUGAAGGCCCACGAACUGGCGACUGCCGCGGCGCUGGAGCAGGAUGGACGCGCCUCCCAGUCUCACAUCGCGACGGUCAAGGACUGUUUCUCCGCGCACCAUCGUGCGCUGUGCACGUCCCUGGAGGAGGCCUCGGCGCACGAGCGGAAAAUUGCCGCUGCGAAAGCCGAGGCAGAUCGCGCGGCGUGCGAGGCGAAUCGCGAGAGGCAGAAAGAAGAAGAGCGCCUCCGCGGGCUCGCGCGCGACAUGCUCACGGACGCGCAUGGGGCGGCCGAGGCAGCCGAGGCGCACCGCCAAGGAGCUCUCAGGAAGCAGCAACAAAGGGCAGGCGAAUUCGUCAAGACAGUGCGAAAAGAACUGCGAACGCCAUGCGAUGGAAGGUGCCCUGUUCCACCUGGCGAGCCCCUGGUUCCAUCCCAGAAGGCUGGCGGCAAGCCUGUCGCCUGCGCCUCCUGCUUUGCGGAAGCGACAGUGCGCCGCUGGACGGAGGCGCAGGCCCAGCUCGCGGCAUCGGCUGCGGAAACCACCGACAGCGAAGGAGACUUCUGCCGGCUUGCUGACCUGAGGAGGCGCUUCCUAGAUCUGGAGACGUGGCAGCCGGCACAGAGCCCAGACGGGGCCUGCCCGAGCCCGGCGGCGGCGACUGGCACGGAGAAGUGCGCGACUCCUCCGUCGUCCCUUCCGACUGCUGCAAGAGCGUGCUGGCAGACGGACACAGACACGCCGCUCUUAAGGCUUGACGGCGUUCUCCACGCGGAGCCCAGCGGUCUCUGCGUUUCAAUUUCCGCUGCGUCGUCGGCUCUGAGCGAUCGGCCGAGUUCCGCAGCGUCCCGCGUCGAGGUUUCAUCCGGGCAGCAGAGCCUGUCGACUUCCCGUGGCGCGGCGUCGCCUUCUGCCGCCAACGCCACGCCGGGGUCCGCAACCCCCUGGGGUCACGACGCCUCGCAGCCUGGAGAAAAGAGCCUGAGCGAAUGGGAGGUCGACCGCGUGUCGUGCUCGGCAGAGGCCGUGGGCGGCGAGGCGGAGGAGGCGACUGAGGAAGAAGAUGCAGAAUACGCGCUUCCGCCUUGUCAGCAAACUGCAUGCGGACCGAAGCCGGAGACGCCCAGUCAGUGGCACCUAAAGGCCGCGAAAAGGAGCUCGAGUUUUCCACAAAGAAGUCUGGGGAAAGAUCUCGCCAGGCCGCGAGUAGGCAAGGCUCCAGGCGCGCCAGGAUUCGGUCGGCCGAGUCCGCGGACUGCCGUCAACGCAGACGGCAAGAAGAGCAUCAGUCUGGCAGUUCGAAUGGGGGGCGAGGCGGAUGCAGCGCGGCCGCGUGGUGUUUCGCGGGGCGCUGUCCUCCACCGGCCGCACGCCCAGCUGUCCCCACUGAAGAACGAAAUGAGAGAAGGACUGCCGGGAGUCCCUGCGCAGAGCAGGAGCGGCGGAAGCAAACGCGGGCUUCAAAAGAUGCAUGCAGGCAUGCGUCCAGGCGCUGCCCGCGGCGCCGCGCCGGUUGGGCUCCGCAGCGGACGAAACGACGGCAGCAGUGCUCGCCCGGAGCUCGGGCGCCAGGAUGAAAACACGAAGAGUGGAAAUGCAGGGGCGGCGCCACGGGAAGAGACAGAAAGACAGCGCCAAAGUCUGCGGAGGCGCAGGUCGAGCGACGGCGCCUUUCUGGAGCUCGAGAGCGAGAAAAAAAAGCCAAACACUGAUGUAACGAGCCCGAGAGCUGGCUUGCCUGCUGUGUGUGCGUCUUGA